Molecule: messenger RNA, 468 nt
Organism: Dictyostelium purpureum
Lineage: Eukaryota; Evosea; Eumycetozoa; Dictyosteliales; Dictyosteliaceae
Exons: 2
Coding region: 1-468 (155 amino acids)
Source: RefSeq, a predicted model, not a curated record
AUGCUAUCAGGUAUAGAGUCUAUUAUAUGGAGAAAGAGCUCACCCAUUUGGAAUGCAACCAUUGUUGGUCUUUUAAAGUAUGGUAGAUUUGAAUUGGCUCUAUCCUCAAUCAAUGCUGCUACAAAAUUACACAAACCUUUAUCAAGUAAACAUGUCAAAGUGGAAAAAAAAAAUAAAAAAGCUCAAAAAAGCCAAGGAGAAAAGAGAAUAAAUGAAGAUAAUAAUAAUAAUAAUAAUAAUAAUAAUAAUAAUAAUAAUAAUAAUAAUAAUAAUAAUAAUAAUAAUAAUAAUAAUAAUAAUAAUAAUAAUAAUGGUAAUGAUAAAACAAUAAUAGAUAGUGCUGAAGAUAAAAAAGAAGAAAAUAUCAAAAAGCUCACAGUAAAAGUUUUUAAAUCAGAAAAAAAGAAUUCACCCAAAGUUAUAAAAACCGAUUUGUCAUUAUUUAAAGACACAACCCCAAAUAUUUAA